CACCAACAUUGAACAAUGAGUGUCCCGAAGACUGGCAUAAAGAGUGUUGGGUUCUCGAACGUAAUGGCGACAUACACUGCCGCACCAAACUACACAAGUUCUAUGGAUUCUUAUCGUCCUACAAAUCAGUCAGGAGCGAUUAAUACUUCAUCAGCUCCUGCACAAAGACAAGAUUCUGAAGAUUCUAACUCUCCUAGGGGUCAUGUCAGCUUUACUAAGCCAAAUCGUGACGAAGAAAAGGAAAAGCGACAGAAGUAUUUGACAGCGCGCUAUGGACAACACCAAAUGAUGCUGAUUCGUAAACGAUUAGCAGUCGAGGAUUGGUUAUAUGAACAGCUAAGGGAUCUUUACGACUGUGAGGAUGAUUCAGACGACCAUAACUGCAACCUUGAUAUGGAUGAUGUAUUAAAUUGUGACACAGAAGCUGAAAUUCGAGAAUAUGCAUCUAAAGAAUUAGUUGAAGCCAAGAAAGCACCUGAAGUUUUAAAGAAAUUUAUAGAUGCCCUUGUUGAGAAAGCAAAGACUUUGUAAUAGUUAGUGGUUGUCAUGGAAACAACCGCCAUCUUCAUCCCAUGGUCAAAUCACACGACAUGUGAGGAGUAUGUAAGCUGCUGAUUGGACAGUCGGGUUGUGUUUGUGUGGACGGAGCUGAUUGGAAAAUCAUUAUUUUCAUAUAUUUUCAUUUCAUAAUAAGUUGAUUUCUGUCAACAGCAUUUCAUACUUAUUCCACGUACAUCCGACAUUGAAUAUUUUGAAAUAUAUCAUUUGAUGUUUCAGAUGAUUUUAAAAUGAAAUGUUAUGCUGUAUGUGGUGUACUGUGAACAGGUCCUCACCAAACUCACCACAUACAACUUUAUAUAAGAUCCUCAGUGUAGUUACUUAACUAGACAAAAUUUUAUUGGUUUGUAAAUGUCAAAUUUUAUUUUUAUUUAAGAAAAAAGAAGUCACAUAUCACAGAAGAAAAGUGUUUAUAUCAUGGUAUUUUGCUGAAGUAGAAAUUUAAUUUCAUUAACGUCCGUCAAAAGUUCAGUGUAUGAAUUGAAUUCAGAGAUACAGUCUAGUUUUACAGUGUUCAAAGUUAAAUAUCAUUCACAUAGUUACAUCUCAGGGAUGACAGAAAGGCUUUUCAAUUUGUCUCCCCUUGUAACGUGUGUUGUCCUGGCAGUACUGAAUUAACAGAGACAUUAGCCUGAUGACCUCAUGUUCAAUUUCUAUGUCCCAAUGUAUGCAGUUUUUGUAUAAGAAGAAAAAUUGGUAAGAAGCUAAUGUUAUUUCGUGAGUGUACCUCAAAUACUGAUAAUGAUCUGUCAACUCAAAGUAUUUCCUGAAAUGACUUUACUCAUAUAGAAUUGAUUCAUUUAAGGAUGUAUGGCAUCUGACACAUUAUACUCACAGUGACCUCCCUUUAACAUAUUUAAUUAGUAUUGUCAAAAAAUACACAGUUCCUGCAUGUUAUCAAUACAUGUGUUCUUUAUUAAUCUGUUUAAAUGUUCAUCCAUGAUUUGAUUCACCCCUAAUAUGUAGUCUGUUUAACUACUCAUUAUGUAUAUUUUAAGGUUUAUUAAAAUGGAAUUCUUGGUAAAAGAGAUAUCUGAGAAAGGAAGUAACAUACAUCCUUAAGUGUAAUCCUUAAGUGUAAUCCUUUAUAACCCUUUCACAGAAAGAAUGUGUUGAUAUCUAAGACAGUGUAUGUGUAUAUCUAAUGGACUAUAUUCUGUCCAAUAUAGGAACUUUCAAGAAAACUCAAUUUCAAAUAAACUUGUUUUUUGCUGAUGAAGAAGCUAAUAUGAAAACAAACAAUAUUAUUCUAUGUUAAGGGUGAUUAAUAAUUUGGUUUUUUUUUUUUCUCCUUACCAUUUUAGACUUGGAGGAGUCUGACCUAGUUUUUGCAUUUUUAUGUAAUAUGUAAAACAUAAUACAGAUGAUAGGUGUUUUUAGUGUAAAAUAUUUAGUGAAAUCACUGUUGAAGAAACAGUUUUAUAUGUUGUGUUGGAGAUUAGGAAAUUGAUGAGUUUUCUGAAAUUAGUCUUACAACAACGGGUAGUAUGUGAUGGAUAGUAUUCUGGGUAUGGUUUGAUCUGAAUAGACUGUUCCACAAUAUUUUUAGCAAGAAAAUGAACCAAGUAAAGUUGAUAUAAAGCAAUAUGAUAUCUCAAUGAUAAAUUCACAAAUUUCCUGUCACCAAAAGAAGAAAUGAAAAAAAUCAACAUUUAAUGACCAAGUUAUAUUAGAUACAUUGUAUAAAAAUAGAUAUAUUUAUAUGUCCUUCAAGUCUGACUAAUAAUGUAAUCUUUAGUUAAUAUACAUUUGUAGUUAUGUUUGUAUACAAGUAUAAGUUGCUGUGUGUAAUUAAUCAGUGCUGACACUGUGCAUUCCUUUUCUGAUUCUUCUAAACUUAAUUAGCUAAAAUUUGUACUAUUUAACCUGAUGACAAGUGUGAUAAAUGCUCUCCUACCUAUUUUUCUGGGAUAGGAGAUUGGUGUGCUUUUAGUUAAGUUAGAAGUUUGCUUACCUCACUUCUGCUGAUAAAAUGUUAGGUUAUUUAAUUAUUUUAACCCGACUUGAUAUUGAAAAUUUUUCUCUGUUAAUGAUUUUAUCACAGGAAAGUGAAUCCCUUUCGUUAAGAUAUGUAAGUGCACUGUGCACUUACUAGGUUGAAUACAAUAAUUCAAAUAUAAAAAAAAGACAUGUUUGCAUUACAUAAAGAGAAAGUUGAUUGUGUAAGUUUAGCUGAUUCCUGCUAUAGUUUUACAUACAGUUCUAUGAUUUCUGCUUUGGGGUGGUGAUUGGGAAAUUAAAGAAAAAUUAUGAACUUUGCUGUUGAGGUGAUAGAUUUAAAAGACCUGGGCAUCAUAUAACUUAGUGGUGAGGUGACAAGAUUUAAAGACCUGGGCCUCUGAAGUUGUCCGUCCAAAACAUCCCUUGAUUUCAUAUUUGCAACAGUCAAUGAGAUUUCUGUAAGGACGUAGAUAUAUGCUUAUAUAUAUGCUGUAUUAUAAUUACUACUCUUGGCUUAAGUCAGCUGAAUAUCAUCUUGUACAUUUGACUGAGCAGUGCAUUUAAUCAUUAAACCCUUUUCUCUCUUUAUUUAUUUGAAGAAGAAUAUAACAUAGCAUUAUGCCAUUGUCAGAACAAGAACUGAUUAGAAAUUGUCAAAAUGAAGUUAAGGUUGAUGUAAAGGAUGAAUGGUGUCUAUCACAAGGUGUAGAAAAAAAUCAUGUUAUAACUAUUCAGGCACAAUUGCGUUUUCAUGUCUCUAGCAUAUUUCAGGGAUUUUUCAUUUGUUUGUAAAGCUAACUUAUAACUAUGGGUAGUAUGUGUUUGUGCUGGAUAAUGAUCAUCUGACAGCAUCCACUACUCGUUCUAAUGAUUUAUUAGUAUUAUGACCUGCCAUUGAAAAUUACCAUGUUUAUAUUUAGUUUUAAUAAUCUUAUAUCUUCUAGUCUGUCAACGCUGUGUCUCAUAUUGAAUAUGUUUUUAUCCAACAUGCAUGAAAUUUUCAUAUAAAACAAAAUCAAAAACAUUGCUGUGCUUGUUGUAAUGUGCAUAGACGAAAAUAAAAUUUGUAUUUUGGAUUGUGAAUUUUUUUAUCAGUAAAAAACAAAUUUUGGAAUCAUAACUUCUUAUAAAAAUAUCUACUCCUGGUGAAGGGGAGAUAACUCCAGAUUUUCAAAGGAGUAAAAAAUCUUUGCCACAUGCGUAUUUUGUGUGUGAGUAGAAAUAAGCUAGUCGACUGUGUAACUACGGUAUAACUUCAGUCUCUGUUAUAUGCUGAUCAUGUGUCAAUAUACAUGUUUUAUGAAUGUAAAAAAAUUAUAUUUAUUAAUCGAUAUGAACUGGUGAUGAUAGGUUUUAGUUUUCUAAGUGUUUCUGAUUUUAAAUAGAUAUAUAUGUAUAUUAUAUAUCCCCCAGUGUAUAUUAUUGAAUAGCUAUGCUGUUUUUGAGUAAGAACAACAUAUUUUGGUACUUUUUAAUUUAAUACUAGACUAGACUAUUUAUGAUCUUUGUUUUUGGAAUUAAUGUAUGCGUUACAUUUUUGCCAGCUACACAUUGUGAAGGUCUUCUACACAUUCGAUUCUUAACCCCUAUUGGCUAUAGCCUACUUAGGAUAGCAAUGAAGGAAUUGUCACUUGUAAUGCCAUAAGCGUAUCCAGUGGUUCAAGCUAGUAACCUUAAUGGCUGUCAAUUGUCUUACACCUGAUCUGGAGACUUUGAUCUUGUACAACAAAAAACGAAUGCCGUGUACAACGGACUUUGCAAAGCUAGUUUGGGACCAAAUAUUUUGUCUUGAUUAUAAGGCAAUUUAUGAUAGAAACGAGUAGGAUUAUUUAGUAUAUACGUUCAAUAAGUACAUUGCUUUCCUCACUGGUUUUAUGAAUAUUUUAUUUUCAGUUUAAUAACAAGAUUAUCUUAAUCUAGCAUGCAUUAAUCUUUUUACGUCUGAAAGUGAUGUGAAUAUCCUGUCCAUAAAUAUCUCUGAAGAUUUCAAUUAUUUGUUGUAAAAUCUUAUGAAAAUCUGAUGUACAGUUUAAGGGGUGAAGGGUACUAGAAUUUUUGGGACAGCUUUGAAUUGGUUUUUCUUUUUUCUUUUUUUUUUAAGGUUUUAUUUCCAUUUACAGAUCUAGUUAUUAGUUUGAUGAUAUGAUAUAGAAGAAAGGCAAUAUUUCCUUUUAGGCACAAACAACCAAAUAUCAAAAUUCCUAUGCAAAAUACUUUUAUAUCAUUACUACUCACCAAAUGAUUAGAAAUAUGAUAGAGUAUGCCAUGCAACCAGAUACCCAACCUUAGAAAUUAAUGAGUGGAGGGUGCCCAACCUUAGAAAUUAAUGAGUGGAGGGUGCCCAACCUUAGAAAUUAAUGAGUGGAGGGUGCCCAACCUUAGAAAUUAAUGAGUAGAGGGUGGCCAACCUUAGAAAUUAAUGAGUGGAGGGUGCCCAACCUUAGAAAUUAAUGAGUGGAGGGUGCCCAACCUUAGAAAUUAAUGAGUGGAGGGUGC
Pecten maximus is the source of this 4995-nucleotide messenger RNA. Its product is annotated as protein phosphatase 1 regulatory subunit 14C-like. Gene Ontology annotation, molecular function: protein serine/threonine phosphatase inhibitor activity. Bases 16 to 531 code for a protein of 171 amino acids. Gene Ontology annotation, cellular component: cytoplasm. The record is from RefSeq and is a predicted model, not a curated record. Lineage: Eukaryota; Metazoa; Mollusca; Bivalvia; Pectinida; Pectinidae. The transcript is spliced from 5 exons. Gene Ontology annotation, biological process: regulation of phosphorylation.